Molecule: messenger RNA, 6329 nt
Organism: Phycodurus eques (leafy seadragon)
Lineage: Eukaryota; Metazoa; Chordata; Actinopteri; Syngnathiformes; Syngnathidae
Gene: arhgef5
Product: Rho guanine nucleotide exchange factor (GEF) 5
Exons: 14
Coding region: 752-5683 (1643 amino acids)
Biological process (GO): activation of GTPase activity
Cellular component (GO): nucleus; cytoplasm
Molecular function (GO): protein binding; guanyl-nucleotide exchange factor activity
Source: RefSeq, a predicted model, not a curated record
UAUAAAAAAUAUGUUUUCCUUCUCAUUCUCCUCCCUCCUACAACUCAAGGGAAUGGAAGAGUUAUUUUUCAAGGCCCCGGUGAGACUUCACUCUUUCUCCCCUCCCCCACUCCAUUAUCACUUUACCUGGUUGUGAGCGUGUGUGCGUGUUGUGCAGCCACACCCGGCUACUCUGAAUCCACCAAUCAGCUGCUCUAAGAGCCAGAAAGCCCAAGGAGGUGUACUUCCUGUGUUUGGUGAGCGAAGAAUGGGGCAGGAUAGCACAGCCAGCGACUUGUGUAUUUUUGUUCCUGGGAGUUUCAUGCUGCAGCUAAGGGGAGGGAAGACAAGCAAACGUAGUGGACAAGACCCUGCUAAAUUUUUGUUUGAUUUAUGAGACAGCAGUUCAGUGAGAGCGGCUUAUAGAGGACAACAAGGCACAAGGGGGCUGAAGGAGGAGGGGAGAAGAUAAGUGUCAAUCUGUUGAGACUUGUUUGGGAAUUUGAAGAAGUAAGUAGGUGGGGAAAGCCAGAGAAGGCAGCGAGGAAGUAGAGGAGAGUUCAGGCAUAAACAUUAGACUUUUUCACCAGUGUUAAAUAAGUAGCUUCAUUUUGUAACACGUUUGAGAUUUAAUAAGAUAUCUAGGACAAUGUGAAAGCAGCGAAUGCAUACUUGUGUCUUGUGCAAUCCCCAUGUUUGAGAGCUGAGCAGGACCGGGGGGAGACUAGCUCUCCCCAGAACUUCACAUUCAGGUUCUCCAAAUUAUGGUACUAUGGGGACCAAAAGGUCAAGCGGCACCCUAUUUGACACUUUAUCAAAUAUAAAGACGUGUGACCGUAACCUUCAGCCAGGCGGAAGAAUCUCCAGGGAUUCCAGUCCAAGGCCAGCCAUACCUGCCCAGUCAGAGCGGGAAAGCAGCCGAGAGGAAGAGAGACGGAGAGAUCGGGAAGUGAAGAAAAUGAAAGACAAGUCCAGGUACAGGGAUACGGACCCCCGUGAGAGAUACUAUGAACGAGACCGAGGCCCCGUGCCCAGGCUGAGGGAGGCUGGGCGAGAAAAAAGGCAAGAGGACGAGAGGAGGAAUGGGAGGCCGCUGUCGACUGUAGAGAGGGAGACUGAAUGGGAUGUGAAGAAAGAUGACACGUUUCCCAGGAUGAGAAGAAGCCGUGAACGGGAUGAAGGACAGGAGCAGAGGCACCAAAGAGAAAAGCCAAGAAGGACUGAGAUGGACAGCAGAGAGCAGGGGAAAGAGAGCACUCCGCUGAGGGAGCGGGAAAGAGGUGAAUGGAGAAACUAUGAAAAAUCCAGGCAAAGAUAUCAGGAGUCCAACCCUGCUGUCCGAGACCAAAGGAGAGACCUGAAGUCAUGGGACUCACGGGACACAAGAGAGAGAGAUGAGGCAAGAAGAAGGCAAAACUUGGGAGGGAGGGAGGCCAGGAUGCCCUCACCGCACAGUCGAAGAGGCAGGGGGAUGCAUCCUGACAGUAGGAAGCAGGAGGGGACCCAUAGGAGAGCUGGAGGGAGGGGAACGAGGAGCGAGGGAGACAGCGAUGAGCGAGAAACAAGGCGGGAAAGAGCGAGGGACAGCAGAGAGCGGGAGGAGUUGACAUAUCAACACAGCAGAAGUGAGGGGGACAGCAAAGGCAGCGCAUCAAGGGAGCGGGACAGAGACAGGCACAGACACAGAGAUGCAUACCUAGUUGGGUGGGGGGAGGAGCGGGAACGGGGGCGACACAGGGAGGGCGGCAGAAGAGUGGUGUGGGAGAAGGGAGGACGGUCCGGCGACAGGAGAGAGGAGCAGCGCGACAGAGCGCACGGGCCGUGGAAGGAAAGGCAAAGACAGGAAAGAGAGGCUGACCCUAGGUGGGAUGACACAACCCUUAAGGAGGCGGCCUCUGGGGAACAGCCAAGAUCUCAGAGUCACGGCGAGUUGAGCAGCGACAUGAACAGUGACAUGCGACGCAGGCGAGGCAGAGACAGCUAUGAAGAGGGAGAGUUGGGGAGGGAAAGUGAACGGGAUGACAAGAAGAGUCCACAGAGAGCAAAGAAAGAGGAGCAAAGGAGAAGUGAGCUAGACAGAAAAGAAAUGUCAGCUAGUGUGCCGGAGCAGAGACGGAUGUGGUUAGAACCACAGAGGGGCAGGAAUAGUACAGAGUCAUCUCUGGAGAACGACUUUGUAGACAGAGAGAGGCCCGUAAAGUGGAAAGAGCGGAGAGGAGAAGAGGGGGGAGAAGCAGAGAGAGGACGUGUUGAAAGUUGGAGAUGCGAGUUCAGGGAGCAGCAGGAGGGGGUAAAUGUAGACAGAGGAAAGGAGGUCCAGGGGGAGUUAGAUCAUCUGUCUGGCAGCGAUGGUGGGAUGGGGGGAAGCUGGCAGAGGGAUACCGAGGGAGAGAGCAAUAGCGAGGAGAGCGAAGGGGGAAGUCAGACAGGGUGGAGGACAGACAAAGACCGAAUCCUUUCAGGAGAGGACGGCUUUGUGACCGUGUCGAGUGGCGAUGAGGAUGAGCGAGAGGAGUUUCUGGACUGUCAGGACUUUUGGGAGGGCGGGGAUGAAGGUGACACCGCCUCUUCUCUUGGCUACGAACCAUGGACGAGGGAGGAAUAUGCCAAUGAGGAGGAACUAGCAGGGGGGGGAAAGAAGCCCACAUACGUCUUUUGUGUAAUUGGGCAAACGUUACCAAAACUGAAGCCUGACACGAUGUCGCCGUCACUCACUGAGCAGGAGGAGGAAGAGGAAAGGCACAACCUCCUUUCAGAAAGUCUUCAUCAUAGAGGCGAUGAUGUCAGCCGGCAACCUCCUGAUGACCUGAGUCUGUCACUGAGGAAGAAUGACGAGCACCUGAUGAACAGGCAACAGGUGGCUGAUAAGGACGGCAACAGGUGCGUAGAGGACAGCAAACAAAGUUUUUCUCCACAAGACGAUCAAAGAAUGAGAGCGAGGAAAGCAGAGGACCCUUACGCCGAAAUUGAGCCCUUUAAAAGGGACUCACAGACUGAAAAACUCCUCAUGAAGUGGAGGGAGAGGAGUAAAGAAAUUGCUGAGAGGGAUGGACUCGCUCCUCUCCCGAGGAAUCCUUACGCCGAUGUCUACUCUCAGUUGACUUUUGAGCAAAUUCUCCCUGCCUUAGAAUUGCUUAACGUUGAUGCAAUGAGCCCAGAAGAGAAAGAGGCCAUUCGAAUCCGAAUGAGCGGUGCGUGGAGCAUGUCUGAGGAGCCUAAGCGGCAUUCGCAAGCCCCUCAUCUUAAGUGGGCCAAAAACGUUGUACGGGAGAUCCUGGGUCACUCGGGGGAGGACGUGAUCGAGGACCCCAGCUCAGGAGAACAAGAGCUCGCUCAGACUGAGGCGGGCCAAAUGGAAAAGGUCCAGCAUAGCUUGAGUGAAGAUGAGCCGCACUCUGAACCGGAGCCGGAGUUGGAGGAGGAAGAGCCAUUGGAGGUGGAGGGGCUUAGAGGUAUGGGGCGGCAAGACAUGCAUGCUGACACAUUUGCAUACACUCACGCUGACACAUUGCUAGACACGGAAAGGAAGGAGGAUCAAAACCUGGUGGUAGAUAAAGAGCGUGAUCCUCGCAAUGAUCUCAAUUCAGAGAAGGUAGCAGUAGACGUGAAAAAGGCUGAGGAGGUAGACUAUGAGGUAAAGAAGUCUGAAACUGAGAAAGAGGAAAUGGAGAUGUAUUUGUCUGUGAGCAACACGCUGUAUAAGCCGAGUAGCUGCCCCAUUCUCAUUUGUAAGUCUCAGUCAGAUCUUCUCAUGCCCUUUACAGAGGGCGAUGAUGAUGAGGAUGAGGAUGAGGAUGAAGAGCUGGAUGAAGCAGGAGAAGAAUGGGAGGAUAAGGAGACGGGUUCUCCAGAGGGUCAAGGCUCACUGACCAUAGCAUCAGAAACUGAUGAGUGUAGCACAGACAGAGCAGACCCGGCAGCGAGGAAACUGGGAGACUCCACUCUGACGAGGACCUGUAGUUUCUGGGAUUUGGGUCCCGAGGCUCGUUUUAGGAGACGAGGCAUCCGUAAAACCACAGAAAGAAGAAACGAAGCGCUUGUAGAGGUGGAAGAGGAGGAAGGUGUUGGAAGGGAUCGCAGAACUCGAAUAUUCACUGCAACAGAUGAGGAUGAUCGCAGUAAAAGCUGGGGAGAGGUGGAGCUGAGGAAUGUUUUGGACACAAUUGGAAGACGGAAAAGGAACUCAAAGUUUUUCAAUCGCGCGCAACUCUACCAGCAGUAUAGUGAGGCAGCCCAGAACUCUGAGAUCCUGCGCCAGUCUCGCUCUGAUGUCCUCUCAGUUAGCGAGGACAGUUUGGCCUCUCCCGCUCCGUCACCUCCUCCGGCCCGUCGACCUCUCCCGCCGCUGCCCCCCGUCCCGCACCCCCACUCCCUGUCCCACACAGGUUCCAUCACCAGCGUUAGAAGCUUGCCUCUGCCCGAGCCCCCAAGGAGUGAGGGCAGGCCCUCGUCCCCGCGCCUCUCCAUAUCGCUCACGCAGUCAGCCACGCUGUGGAGAGAACUGCCGGGCGUCAGGAGCAGCAACGAGCUGGAGGACCUUACGGAGGAUGCGAGGCGCCUUCAGGAGGUGCGAUUUGAAGUGGUGACCUCUGAGGCGUCCUAUUGCCGCAGUCUGGACAUUGUUGUCGAGCAUUUUGUGAAGUCCAAACAACUGGGGUCGUUAUUGACCACCCAGGAUCGGAACUGGCUCUUUUCCCGGUUGGCCGACGUCCGCGCUAUCAGCCACAGCUUCUUGUCAAAGCUUGAGGAGCGGCUGGAAUCGGACAUCAUUCACUUUACAGUGUGUGACAUCAUCGCUCGCCACUGUCAGCGUUUCAAGAUGGUUUAUGUACCCUACCUCACCAACCAGUCCUAUCAGGACGCCACCUACCAGAGACUCAUGAAUGACAAUCCAGGCUUCAAACGCAUUGUGGAAAAGUUAGAGAGGAGUCCAGUUUGCCAGAGACUUCCCCUUCGUUCCUUCCUUGUCCUUCCAUUCCAAAGAAUUACGCGAAUUAAGCUGUUGGUCCAGCUAAUCCAAGAGAGCAAUGACAGCAUCUCCCAAAUGAAAAGCAUCGAGUCAUUGGUGUCUCUCAGUGCCAAGGUGGACUUUGAGUGCAGGACUCUUCCUCUCAUCAGUCAGUCUCGGAGGUUGGUGCGGGAGGGAGCAGUCACUGAACUGAUGGAUUUCUCCCUUAAGGAAAUGGAGAGGAAUAUUUACAUGCACUUAUUCAAUGACUACCUGCUGCUUUCACAACAAAAAGAAGGUGGCAGAUUUACAGUGAUAGACCACGCUCCUGUGGCCGAGCUACGUGCCGAGAACUGUCGCGUCAAACUUCAUUCUCUGCAGAAGAACCUGUUCAGGCUCCACAUGUCAAACAAGUCACUGCUGCUAAGGACCGACACACAGAGUGAUAAGCUACGCUGGAUAUCUGCCCUUUCUCGCCCUCACCCUGAAGUUGAUUUUUCUUCUGCACAAGAUUUCCCACAGAUGCAGUGUAUCAGAGCUUUUGUGGCCCAGCAGCCGGAUGAGUUGUCAUUAGAAAAAGCUGAUAUCAUACUGGUGCAACAAAGCAGUGACCAUUGGGUAGAGGGCACCAGACUGUCCGAUCGGCAUCGUGGAUGGGUACCUGAGUCGCAUUUGGAAUUGAUCAACCACUCCAGGGUCCGACAACGCAAUCUGUCAGAUGCCCUCAAACUCACGACGGCCACAGCUGCAGUAUGAGCGGGACUAUAAAUGAGAGAUUGACAUGAAAAGACUCUCUGGCUUCUGCCUGCUUCACAGUUCCCGUUGGGAUGGAUUGGAGAGUUAACAUCUGUGUCUCUGAAUUUGGAUUUCUGCCUUUUAAAAGGACAGUCUGUCUCUUUGGAGUAAUGCAUGAGUAGAUUAGACCUGGACCUGUGGAAUCUAUGUAAAAAAAUAUCCUCAUCACAAACGGCAUGUGGCCAGAGAGGUUAGGGCUACCCUUAUUUUAGGCCAAGUGCCCCUCUACGAUUUUAGUGCCCCCCUCCCCCCACCGACAAAAUUUUUCUGAGGAUAAAAGUGCCCCUUUGGACUGAAAAAGUGGCCUAAAACGGCCGUGCCACCCCACUUUUUUUUGGGUGCUCCGCUGCCCCUGCGUGUAGCUGUAAUAUCCGUUUUAAAGAGCACACACAAUUUCCCAAGAGAUGUUUUAAGGAAAACAAUACAAUUGUAUGUUGACUACAGAGGAAUAGAUGAGUUCAUGACGCAUAUAUUACUGUAGCCCCUGCAUGCAGGAGACCUUGACAGGGCAUAAUGUAAAAAUGUGGAACUUCUUAAAUGUACAGAACAUUUUAGGUUAUAGAGGGAAUGUUUCAAUAAAUUCAGAUUUCAAUCACGUGUAAACACA